This is a messenger RNA of Cooperia oncophora, 1416 nucleotides long. The record is from the annotation of a GenBank genome assembly. Lineage: Eukaryota; Metazoa; Nematoda; Chromadorea; Rhabditida; Trichostrongylidae.
AUGACAUCCAUGGAAUUGCUGAGUAGACCACCACCACGGAGGAAAAUCGGCGUAGCCAGUAUGGAUACUCGUAAUAUACCAGUGUUAGGCGAAGAAGAUUUGGAAGGAGCUGGUGGUCUCGAUCAAAUGCGAGAGAAUCGAGGAGGCCCGUCACAUCUGAUGCAUUCGAAUCAGCAACCAGUUUUUGAGGGGUGUUCUUCGUCCUUCAACGGGGGUAUUGGUAUUGCCUCUAUAAAUGAACCCGCAGAAGAGAAGAUUGUUUUAGAAGAAGAACGUGAACCACCGGUGUUCACCUCGAGAUGUCCCAAUGUUACAACGCUAACCCUACCGAAGGUACGAAGGUUCCCCGAGGAUGAAGAAAAUUCUCCGAAUGAUCUGCUGCGUCGCGUUUUUGAACCGUUGAAAGAUUUGAGGGUUCUUGAUUUGUCAUACUGGAAUCGGAUGGAAGACCUUCGCUGUGUGCACCCUCUUCAUUUGACUACAUUGAUAUUGUUCGAUGUACCGGAUUUGUACCGCACCAUUGACAGUAUCAUUACCCUGACAGAGCUUAGAUUCCUUGACCUUUCGCAAUCAUCACGGGACACGGGUCUCUAUCCGAGGCCAGUGACCGCACUGCACAAGCUGGUCACAAAUUUGAAACAACUAACCUGUCUGGAUAUCUCCUCUACGAAUUUGGCUGCACAGCCGAGUCCAAAAGAUUGGCCAGUGAAGCCUGAUAUGCACCAAGGAAAUGUACGCUCGGACAUUGUUGGGUUGCGAUUCCUUAGUAAACCACUUGACUUUAUUGGAUUGUUCAAUUGUGAAAAUGCUAGUCAUUUCGGUGAGAUUCCGGCAAAACACAUUUCUGGUGAUGCUAACGAAGACCAGGUCAUUAUGGCUUUACAAAUGUACAAGGAUCGUGCUGGCUUGCUACAGUCUGUUUUGAAUGAGAGCUAUCAGCUGUACCGCUUUGGAAAUAGUAAUCCUCUAGUUCGCCAUACGGAAGCACUUCAUUUGGUGUUGAACGCUAUGCAGAAUCAUCUUGAGGAUAGCACUCUACAAAUAGCCGGAUCAGCCAGUCUGUUCUACAUCAUCCGUAAGGUGGCAAUGAAUAGGGACACGAAGAAACGGGUAGUCAGCGCUUUGCUUAGUGGAAUGGAAACACAUAUGGAAGAACAAGUGAUGGUCAGGAACUGCUGUUUGUCGCUUUGUCAGUUUGAGAUACCGCAGGAGAUUCUCUUCGAUUACAGUAGAUUAGCCAUCCUGUUGGUGACUGUCCUACAGCACCAUAAUGCUGAUAAUCUGACGCAACGAAUCGUGGUAUUUUUGCUGAAUUCGAUGGCAUGUCAUGUAGAAGGCGAUCAGAAGGUUCAAGUCGGCAGUUUCGGUGCUAUCGAGGUGAGCUCACGAUUCGGUUCGAGUCGAGAUUAUGGUGAU